Messenger RNA from Penicillium lagena, 813 nucleotides. RefSeq names its product enoyl-CoA hydratase/isomerase family protein. The record is from RefSeq and is a predicted model, not a curated record. Lineage: Eukaryota; Fungi; Ascomycota; Eurotiomycetes; Eurotiales; Aspergillaceae. Bases 1 to 813 code for a protein of 270 amino acids. Gene Ontology annotation, molecular function: enoyl-CoA hydratase activity; delta(3)-delta(2)-enoyl-CoA isomerase activity. Gene Ontology annotation, biological process: fatty acid beta-oxidation. Gene Ontology annotation, cellular component: peroxisome. The transcript is spliced from 2 exons.
AUGACCACGCACUUCACUGUCCCAAUCGCCUCAACAGGCGGCUCAAUCAUCUGCACGAGCCCGUCUGACCCAGAGCAGCAGAACAUUUAUGUGUUAACGUUUACCUCGCCGAAAGAUAACCGGCUGACACCGGCAUUCAUCGAUGCACUGAUUCUGGCGCUGGAUAUCAUCGAGUACCGCUACCCGAAAGGCGUAGUCGUCACCACCAGCGGGAUCGCAAAAUUCUACAGCAACGGACUGGAUCUCGAGGUUGCGGUGAGCACAGAGGGAUUCUUGGAUAAAUGGCUAUGGCGGCUUUUCCGCCGGUUUUUGACAUACCCCAUGCCAACAGUCUGUCUGCUCAAUGGACACGCCUUUGCAGGCGGCUUCAUGCUGGCCAUGUACCAUGACUACCGGGUGCAGAACCCGGAGAAAGGAUUCCUGUGUGUCAACGAGCUGGAAUUUGGAGUGCCGCUGCAGACGCCCAUGAUGUCCAUCUUUCGCGAGAAAUUGACCCCGACCACUUUCCGGAAUGUGGUGCUGGAAGCCCACCGCUUCGGUGGGAAGGCUGCGCUGCAGGCAGGAAUUGUUGAUGCACUGGGCGGAUUGGAUGAGACGCUUUCGCUGAUCAAGGACCGCAAAUUGCUGAAUAAGGCUGCGACGGGGAUUUAUGGAACCAUGAAGGAGGAGAUGUAUUCGCGUGUAUUGAAUGGGCUGGAUGAUCAUGAUGGUAAUUUGAAGUGGAGGGAGAAAGUCGAGGAGAAGAAGGAUGCACUCCAGAAAAGCGGACUGGAGGAUGUUGUAGCCUGGGAGAAGAAGGCAUCGAAGCUUUAA